AAGCAGAGUUAUAUCCACAGCCAUGUCUGCGGCUGUAGCGGCGGUGUAAACAAACCGACACGUCACCAGGACGUGACGUCACCAGGAAGUGACGUCAUUAAACCGCGACACCGUUGUUUUGCAGAGCAGAAGGGGGGAAAUAGCCUUAUAAUCUUCCUUAAAGGUUUUCCGCCUUAAAAUUAGUAGUAGCGUGUAUACGACCUCAUAUUUUAGGAUGUAAGAAUGACUUAAUUUUGGGGUUAUUUAUUCUUGAUUCAGAUUUUGUUCUUUCCUGUGUGGUAUUAUUGUGCUCCAAAGAUAUAAUAAGCUGUAAUUAUCAGAUACUAUUUAAUCAUGCCAUUCCAACUAGAGGCAAUGUCUAGCAGGAAGCGUAGACCCAACUGGACAGACCAGGAGUGUUAUCUUCUCGCUCAGCUGGUGCAUGAAAGGAAAGAAGUCAUCAGAGGGAAGUGCAUCACUGGUUUAUAUGACAAACGCCAGGCUUGGGAAGAGAUAGCCCACACAAUCAACACGGCUUUCCCACAAAUGCAAAGGACCGUGUCCGACUGCAGCAAAAAGUGGGAGAAUCUGCUGGCGAAAUCCCGGGAGGAGAUCAAGAGACAGAAGAUGCAAGCAGGUGCAGAUGAUGACGUGUCUCUGGAUCAGUUCAGCGCCCUGACCCAAAUAGCCAUUUCAGUCAUGAACCCUGCAGCGCUUCAACAAGACGAAGAAGACUCGACGCCGUUUGAUAUCAUAGAAAGUCAACACAACAGUGGUGAUAAAGAUGGAACAUUCCCAACAGAACAUCUUAAAAGUAAACACGAGCAGGCAGAUCCUGUCCUCCCGGGCUACGCUUCAGACCCAUCGGGACAAAAAACGACAUCUUAUUCCAUCAUCCCCAAGUCACUCGGCGUACAGUUUAGCACUCUUUAUCCUGCGGCGUCUGGAGAACAGUCCCACUCCCCCUGCUCGCCGUGUGCACCCGCAGCGCACUGCAGCACCUUGUUGCAGGACAGAAUAGACCUGGAAAUGUCUGUGCUGAGAAGACAGGAAGCGGUCCUCAAGCUGCAGGAGGAAUAUUAUACACUCAAAAUCAAGCGGAUGAAGGCGCAAAUGGCAGACUGUCCUCUGCAAGACUGAAACGUCGCCACCUGUGUUGUCAUUGAUUUGUAAUCGUUGAAUGAUUGUUGAUUAUUUGUGUGGUGUAGGAUCUACAAACCCCGUUUCCAUAUGAGUUGGGAAAUUGUGUUAGAUGUAAAUAUAAACGGAAUACAAUGAUUUGCAAAUCAUUUUCAACCCAUAUUCAGUUGAAUAUGCUACAAAGACAACAUAUUUGAUGUUCAAACUGAUAAAAAAAAUUUUUUUUGCAAAUAAUCAUUAACUUUAGAAUUUGAUGCCAGCAACACGUGACAAAGAAGUUGGGAAAGGUGGCAAUAAAUACUGAUAAAGUUGAGGAAUGCUCAUCAAACACUUAUUUGGAACAUCCCACAGGUGAACAGGCAAAUUGGGAACAGGUGGGUGCCAUG
Molecule: messenger RNA, 1505 nt
Organism: Entelurus aequoreus (snake pipefish)
Lineage: Eukaryota; Metazoa; Chordata; Actinopteri; Syngnathiformes; Syngnathidae
Exons: 3
Coding region: 334-1119 (261 amino acids)
Cellular component (GO): nucleus
Source: RefSeq, a predicted model, not a curated record